AUGGAGGGCAGCAGCACUAAUUACGGCAGGAGAUGCGGUGGCGGUAGCUGCCGAGCUGGCUGGCCGGAGGAAGCAGCACCCGAGGCGGGGCACGCAGCCCCUGCUAGCCGGUCUCCUCUCGGCCGAAGGAGAAAAGACUGUGGCUCUCAGAGGCACUGGGAGGCGCACAACGGCCUAGACCCCACUGUUCCCCUAAGGGCUGGCUUUGGAGCUAGGUCCAGUUCCCAGUUCUGGCAAUCCCGCCCCAGGGCAUUGCGGGGCACUGCUCGGCAUUUGCGCUGGCUGGGUCUUCUACUGGUGCUAGGAUCACUACCUGAUUCUUUCUCGUUUUUUCUUCCUAUUGAGAAAGGGCGGGGCAAGAGGAGCUUUAUAAAAAGCUUCAGCAGCCGCAGGACUUCCGCGGCCCUGUCGGCUGGUCCAGGGGAACCGCCUGCUAUCUCUGUAAACUGGAAAAGAAUCCAAGUGGUUGAGGCCCUGAACACUCUUUUGCUACGAAUAUAUGAGCGCGGGCGCGCCCCCGAGACUGGAGGUGGGGUGGGCAAAGUCUUUCGCCCUGGAGCGGUGCGCGAUGCUAUCUCACGCCGACCUCCUGGACGCCAGGCUAGGUUUGGAGAUUUUCGUCAGAAGGUGAGAAGUGUAUUGGCCGUGGGGGAGAAUUUGCUGCUCUUUGGAAAUGCAGGUAUGAAAGAUGCCGCCGAGCUUUUGGGACACCGGGAGGCAGUGAAGUGUCGGCUGGGCGUGGGGGGUUCGGAUCCUGGGGGUCACCCAGGAGACCUGGCCCCCAACUCGGAUACGGUAGAGGGAGCAACACUUCUCCCCGGAGAGGACAUCACCACGGUGGGCUCUAACACGGCCUCGCUGGCGGUCAGCGCCAAGGACCCGGACAAACAGCCGGGGCCACAGGGCGGGCAGAACCCCAGUCAGGCUGGACAGCAGCAAGGGCAGCAGAAACAGAAGCGCCACCGCACUCGUUUCACUCCAGCGCAGCUCAACGAGCUGGAGAGGAGCUUCGCAAAGACUCACUAUCCGGACAUUUUCAUGAGGGAGGAGUUGGCCCUGCGGAUCGGCCUCACCGAGUCCCGAGUACAGGUAUGGUUCCAGAACCGCCGUGCCAAGUGGAAGAAGCGCAAGAAGACAACGAACGUUUUCCGAGCCCCGGGGACGCUGCUGCCGACGCCGGGCCUGCCACAGUUCCCCUCGGCCGCCGCGGCCGCCGCCGCCGCCAUGGGGGACAGCCUGUGCUCCUUCCACGCCAAUGACACCCGCUGGGCAGCGGCUGCUAUGCCGGGCGUGUCGCAGCUGCCGCUGCCGCCCGCGCUGGGCAGGCAGCAGGCCAUGGCGCAGUCCCUGUCCCAGUGCAGUCUGGCGGCCGGGCCCCCGCCCAACUCUAUGGGCCUGUCCAACAGCCUGGCGGGUUCCAACGGCGCCGGGCUGCAGUCUCACCUCUACCAGCCCGCCUUUCCCGGUAUGGUGCCCGCCUCCUUACCCGGCCCGAGCAAUGUCACGGGCUCGCCCCAGCUCUGCAGCUCCCCGGACAGCAGCGACGUGUGGCGGGGCACGAGCAUCGCGUCCCUUCGCCGCAAAGCACUAGAGCACACAGUGUCCAUGAGCUUCACCUAAUGCCCCCUCUCCCGGCACCCCGGGCCCAAAUCCCGACCUUGCUCCCCUCCUCUUCCCCGCUGGCCCAGCAGCAUCUCACCCAUCCCCUUUCCAUUCCUCUGGCCUCCCCUCCCCCCCAUAACAGGUCUCCUUCCCCAUUCCCGUACCUCUCUCCUAGAUGCCCCCGAUCCCUCCCGCUUCUACCACACCCGUCUCCCCCCGACCAUGUCCCCUGACUUUUCUAUCUCUCCUCGCCUCUUUCCUUUGCCUAUCCCUUGCUCUCCAGUCACCUAUGUUCACGAGGCCUCCUCGUCCUCCUCUUCCAUAAACUCAUCUUUCCCCCGACUUCUUCGUAUUCCCUGACUUCUAUUUCCCUUACUCCCUCUCCACGCGUCCCCUCCCCCAGCCAAUUUCAUUAUCUUCACCGUCUUUUCUUCUCCACUUGACCCUCCAAAUCAAAUCCCUUUUUUUUUUCUCCACUCCAGAAUAUUCAUCCUCUCUGGGGUAACUGCUUUUUCCCAUCAGCCUCUUCAAGUCUUUGCCACAUUUCCCUCCUAAACCAGAUUUGUUAGUCACACUUUCUUUUCUUGAAGUAUUAUUACCGUCCAUAUUUCCCAUUUUCACUAUUAUACCUCACCCUCCUAUACCUUUUCCACUCUCCCAAAGCUCCUUCUUCAUUGUCUCCUCUCCCACAUCCCCCUUCUUCAUUUUUCCCUUUUCUCUUCCCUGCCUCACUCACCUCCCCCUGCCCUUCUCCUACUACCCGGCGAAAUGCAUUAUUCCCGCCAUUUUACUUACCAGGGAGUCGACUCAGGAUCUGAAAUUAGACACCAAUGGACUGGUUUGUGGGCAGAAAUACACACACAUACACAAACACAAGCACACAUACACAUACACACACACAAACACACACACACACACACAACACCCAAGUCACAUAAGGACAUGCUCAAGGGACAACACAAUAUUAGGGAUUUUUGUCUUAAAGGAGGACAAGUGUCUGCUACUGUCUGCCUCAUCUAAGGGCCUAAUUGAUCUAAUUUAAUUUUUCCUUUCCUCCCUCCCUCCCUCCCUCCCUUCCUUCCUCCCUCCUUUCCUCUCUUCCUUCCUUCCUUCACUAUAUUUUCCUCCUCCUUCUCCU
Antechinus flavipes (yellow-footed antechinus) is the source of this 2740-nucleotide messenger RNA. RefSeq names its product orthopedia homeobox (gene OTP). Gene Ontology annotation, biological process: regulation of DNA-templated transcription; neuron differentiation. The coding region runs from base 1 to 1620 and encodes 539 amino acids. Lineage: Eukaryota; Metazoa; Chordata; Mammalia; Dasyuromorphia; Dasyuridae. The transcript has 7 exons. Gene Ontology annotation, molecular function: DNA binding; DNA-binding transcription factor activity, RNA polymerase II-specific. The record is from RefSeq and is a predicted model, not a curated record.